This is a messenger RNA of Amorphotheca resinae ATCC 22711, 1649 nucleotides long. RefSeq lists its product as hypothetical. Gene Ontology annotation, biological process: regulation of DNA-templated transcription. Gene Ontology annotation, molecular function: DNA-binding transcription factor activity. The record is from RefSeq and is a predicted model, not a curated record. NCBI's taxonomy places the organism in Eukaryota, Fungi, Ascomycota, Leotiomycetes, Helotiales, Amorphothecaceae. Bases 235 to 1389 code for a protein of 384 amino acids. The transcript is spliced from 4 exons.
GUCUCGGGAUUUCCUGGGAAAUGCCCAGGGUCGCCCUAGCUUCUCAAGGCUGAAGACUAAGACCCUGAUCUCGAAAGUCUCGGCUGCAUAGGGUAGCACUUUGCCCGAAUGGUAAACGGUAGGGAGGAAGGCCAUGGGUAUUAGAUCUCACCAGCUCCCGGCUAAAGGAUUGAAUCCCUAGACCUCCUCGCGACCUCUCUCGAGCAGUUAUAAUAACUCUUUCACUUCCUCGCCAUGUCGAUGCAAACCACGGUCACUCGGCGCGCGCAGCACUACUCCCUCUCUACCACCAUGGACCCAGCUGCGGAGAAGGAAGAACGUAAACGCGAAUAUAACCGCCUGGCGCAACGAGAAUUCCGGCGAAGGAGAAAGGAACAUUUAAAGACGCUAGAACAAGCGCAGAGGGAACAGAGCACAGAACAGACAGAGGAGAUCGAGCGCCUUCGGCACCAGAAUGAGGAACUCAGAAGAGAAAACGAAGCUUUGAAAGCCCAGAUCUACGGCCCAUCAUCAUCUUCAAGUCACGAUCUCAUGUCCAACCCUCUCAGUGUACCGCCUCUCUCAAACGAGCGCGCCUAUUCUCUCUCCCCCUCGAUCUCAGCUGCUUCGAUGUCGGGGGCGGGCAGCCCACCACCUUCUCUUGGUUCUGGCAUGAUGGGUCUCACUUUAACAUCUACCAUGCUGCCGCCGAGUCUGGUAACUUACGCCGAUCCCUCUGCUUUGUCAGAUCAGCCGUACUCUAUGGUACCUCCAUCUGGUAUCCGUCAUAGUUCACAAAGCUCACCUGAGUCCUCAGGGUACGGAAGUUCUCGACCUGCGAUGGGAGCCUCUUUUCACAACCUGAAUGUUCCCGGGACGAUUCCAACACAAGCAUCUCACUUGCCUCACUCAAGGGGGUCCGGCUCCCAAUUAUCCUCAACUAUGAUGGGCCCCUAUAGUCGCAGCAAAGCCAAAGCUGAUAUUAUGGAGAUGUUCCGGCCGUUGACCUCGGAUCCAUCUGUCGCUACCUCAUCCGAGCGGCAUUUAGCGGUCUUAAGGUCUCUGAGCGAUAGUCUGCCCGGGGUCUUGAAACCAAGCAAGAACCAGCUGGAGACGCCUCACUACUAUGGAAUCGACCUUGUCCCCUCGCCAUCACUACGGGAACGUCUCCUGAAUGUUACCGCAGACGUAGCCCAGACCUUCCUUUCCGAGAUCGGUAUCACCAGCGGCGGCGAACGCAAUGAGAUGGGUCAGUUAAUCGUCUGGGGUGACGACGCUUUCAACGAGACGACGUGGGAAUUCUCGCAGACGACGUUGGAGCGCUGGGGCUGGUUCUUGGGACGCGAAUGGGUGCAGCGGAGUAACUUCUGGCGACAGCAACGAGGCGCACCUCAGCUCCCAGAUUGGUAGGCAGGCUGGUGGUAGAAGCGGCCGGGGGGGAUUGGGAUAGCAUAGCGAAUGGCGUUGGCAUCAAUCAUCACGGGUUAGUCAUGAUUAUGACGGGUUACGAGGAAAUGGAAAGGAAAAUAGAAAAACGUGCAUCAUCAUAAUCGUAGUUAGGAUUAUGCUGGGGUUCCAACGUCCUUAUGUGAGGGAAAGGGAAAAGAAGAAGAAUAAAAGUUAGUUAUGGGGGUCCUAUAUACAAUUGACAUCCACUCAUCAGUCAGUAC